This is a messenger RNA of Pectinophora gossypiella (pink bollworm), 919 nucleotides long. Its product is annotated as glutathione S-transferase 1-like. The transcript has 3 exons. The record is from RefSeq and is a predicted model, not a curated record. Lineage: Eukaryota; Metazoa; Arthropoda; Insecta; Lepidoptera; Gelechiidae. Gene Ontology annotation, biological process: glutathione metabolic process. Bases 166 to 816 code for a protein of 216 amino acids. Gene Ontology annotation, molecular function: glutathione transferase activity.
CCUGUUCUCCUCUUCCUCCCCUCCUUGUCCACUUGAAAAUUCAAAUUCGAAAAGUCACAAGAGUUCAAGGUCAAAAAACAAGUUCAACAGGUUGAUUUAAUCAAAUAAUAUUACCUACUUGCUUGGUGUAAUUCCACUUGUUGUGUAAAGAGUUAUUUAAUAAUUAUGUCUCCCAUAAAGUUGUACCACUUCCCAGUGAGCGGCCCAUCGCGGGGCGCACUAUUGGCUGUUAGAGCGAUUGGCGUACCGGUAGAGAUCAAGAUUGUCGAUUUAUUCAAAAAGGAGCAAUUACAAGACAAUUUCUUGAAAAUAAACCCUCAACAUUGUGUCCCUACUCUCGACGACGGCGGGUUUGUGAUAUGGGAAAGCCGUGCUAUAGCUUGCUAUUUGGCUGAUAAGUAUGGGAAAGAUGAUCAGCUAUAUCCCAAGGAUUUAAAGAAGCGGGCGGUAGUCGACCAGCGCCUAUUCUUUGAUGCCUCAUCAUUGUAUGUGAAGAUUAGAGCUAUCUGUUUUCCGAUUCUGUUCCUUGGUGAGACUGAGAUCAAGCAAUCACAGAAGGAUGACCUGAACAACACUCUGGGAUUUCUAGAUCAAUUCCUGAGCCAGAGUAAAUGGGUGGCCGGUGACAACUUCACCAUUGCUGACACAUCCAUCUACUCUUCACUAUCUAGCAUUCUUGCUGUAGGCUGGGAUAUUUCAGCCUUCACAAAUAUUCAGCGCUGGGUGAAAGACUGUGCCACUCUACCAGGCUACGAAGAAAACGAAGAAGGAGCCAAGAAGUUUGGAGAAGCAGUGAAGAAGAACCUUAAGUCAUAAUUAAUUCAAACACCAGUGCUGUUACAAAUAUAACAUUUUUAUUUUUAUACUCAAGUUAAACUUAUAAAUAUGAUAAAAGUUGCCUUAAUACAACAAACUCUCA